AUGGCGAACAAGCGACAGUGCACUGUUGAAAGUAUCCUACGAGGUAAGAUUGAAGAAGCAAAGAAAGGAGUUAAAGAGUUCCCGGAGAAACGUUUCGUCAUCCUGGAGGACCUUCAGCGAAUAUGGCAAACAGGACAUCGAGAUGAAUUUUACACCGACAAGGGCAAGGACUGGUACCGUCCAUUCUUGGAAGAUUGCAUAACGAGCAAGCUUCUCAGGAUCAUGUCGAUCCUGAUCAUGUUGAGGUUCAACAGAUGGGAUAAAUUUGGCGAAAUUUUCUUAGGUCCAGACAUCUACAGAGAGCACGCCGACGAAGAGCUUCCAGAAAACAGGCGAUACCGCCCCAAACGAUGCGACGAUCACCUGCCAUUCAAAAGGGAAGACCUGGUAGACGAAGGCUUCUUAGGAAUGGAAGAUGGUGAACCCUUUUUCAUGCUUCAAGGAAAUUUUUGUCCUCUAGUAAUCGAGGAACGGCACGAACCUUACGAUCUGACUCCUGACGGCGAGCAUUUCGGAUAUCGCCUUCCUUUUCUCCACCGUCCUCCCAAAGAGUUCGCAAGUGGAGCAUCUGCCAAAGUGUUCAAGGAAAUUAUACCACCCAACCAUAUACGGUAUUUUGCAAACUUGAGGCCAAGUACAAACUUCCAGAAUAAGGCAGUGGCUUGCAAAAGAGUACUGAAAGAAGAACGUUUCGACAAAGAGUUAAACAAUCUGAAGGAACUCCGCAGAUGCCUUAGCCAGCACAGCCGGAUCAUGGUGAACAUUGCCACUAUAAUCGAACCUGGCUCGAAGGAACCAAUCUUGCACAUCCUGUAUGACCUGGCGGCAUACGACCUGAACACAUUCUUGACAGUUGAACUGAAAGAAAGGUCUAUAUCUCCACUGCGUCGGCACGAUUCAGCACCCCCAGGACGCAAUGGUUCCGAUCAUUACACUGCUGAAGAUCUGAUUUGGGAAAGUCAUAAUCUUGCCGACGCCCUCGACUUCUUGCAUUACCGUCUUCUUUACGAUGAAGAAGUAAUGUGCGCGCACAAUGAUCUCAAGCCGAACAAUAUCUUGGUGUUCUUUCCAGACAGCAACGACCGAGAUCAAAGAUACCCCGUUGGCUUGUGGAAAAUUGCCGACUUUGGUAUUUCAAGAUUGAAGGAUCGAAAAGAAGGGAAAUACCUAGAUGCGAGACACCGGCGCGAACGUUCAGGCUCAUUCUCCAGAACCACGUCAAAGCGAGAGCCAGGCACUUACACCGCGCCUGAAGUGAAGGGGGAAGGCCUGGAUCAGCCAGAUGCGCGUUACGGUGACAUAUGGUCCUUUGGUUGCAUUCUCUCUGAGAUACUCGCCUUUGCGGUAGGCGGACCAGUUCACGGACCAAAGCUCGUCAACGAACUAGGAAGGGAGCUUUUAGAGAAAUACGAGCACCAACGGUUUUACGACGACAAGAACAAAGUCAAGAGCGAGCUCAUGCCUUGGCUACGAAGUCUUCCCCAAAAAGCCCCUCGUCGGGAAGCAAGAGACACGAAGUGGGUCAACCAGUGUGCUGAUCUCAUCUACAAUAUCCUGAACGCAGAGGAGCCCAAGAAAAGACCAAAAGCAAAGGAAAUCUGUGAUCAGCUACGAGAAAUAAAAAAGGACAUGACAAAAAGAACGAUGAAACAGCCUCAAAAACAAACUCUCAUACCCCUUGACGGUCAAAUAGGAAUGGAAGAACCAGAUGGUGACACUCUCGGCAUGGGGUCCGGAGACACUGAGGAUGGAAACCCGACGAUUGAGUUUUCCUACGCGGACUCUUCGUGUGUUGAGAGUCCCGCAAACGACGACGGGAUCCCAAGAGAGUAA
Molecule: messenger RNA, 1833 nt
Organism: Aplosporella prunicola CBS 121167
Lineage: Eukaryota; Fungi; Ascomycota; Dothideomycetes; Botryosphaeriales; Aplosporellaceae
Exons: 3
Coding region: 1-1833 (610 amino acids)
Biological process (GO): peptidyl-threonine phosphorylation; peptidyl-serine phosphorylation
Molecular function (GO): ATP binding; protein serine/threonine kinase activity
Source: RefSeq, a predicted model, not a curated record